GAGAGAGUGGGGCGGUGCCGCCCGAGGGCAGAGGAAUGACACGCAUCCGGUUUUGAAAUUCCACAGAGCCAGGCCAAGACCGAAACAGCAGAGAACAACCCAAAAAAAAAGAGAAGAUCCAAGGAAUUCAGACACUUGAAGUCGCCAGCCAGAACAGGAAGAGCCAAAGCAACUCCAUCUUUAGUGAGGGGCAGAGGGGCAGCCCCCCGUGCCGAUGGCGACACUGGAGCUGGACUACUUCAGGGCCGUGUCCCUCUACCGUCGCCGCUCCUACGAGCAGUGUGCGGAGCUGUGCAACGCCCUGUUGCAGGCCGGUCACGACAACAAUGUCCAAAUGUUUGCCACCAAAGAGGGAGGGGAGCAGGAGGAGCAGCAGCAGCAACAGCAGGCGGAGACCGAAGGCAGCCGCAGAUUCGGUAGCAAUUUGCAACGCAUUGGCCCGAGGCAGCAGCAGCCACAGUCGCAGCAGAAGGCCGUCGCCGCAUCCAUCAUGAUGCCCACUUGGCUGAUGGAGGGCGUGUGGCAAUUAAAGAUGCGAGCUCUGACGCAGCGCGUCUACCUGGAUGACCUCGAGGUGGAUGAGGCUGGCGAGGAGCAAGCCCACGAGGAGGUGGAGUUCGAGCGCAUUGCCACGGCCGCGCGUCCUGGCAGCAGCAUCAAGACCGCAUUCCAGCCGCGGCCGAGCACCAGCCAGCGCCUGGCGCAGCGCAGCAGUCGAGGCGUUGGCAUGGCCCACUCCAGCGAUGGGCGGCUGAACAGCUCACGUCCGGGUUCCGCGGCCGUGGCGCGUCCUGGCACGAGUCUGAGUCGUCCGGGAUCUUCGCUGGGUGCCCGGCCAGCAUCGCGCUGCGGCACUGCGUCGCGGGUCAGGGCCACCUCAGCGGCGGCUUUUAAUGUGGGCGAUGCCACGUCGAAGCUGUAUCAGGCCUCACGCCUCAAUCCCACCAUCUACGCGGAGCGUGAGACGCUGGUCAAGGCGCUGUUUCAGUUCCUCUACUACCACGAGGCGGAUGUGCAGAAGGCGCAUUCCCUCUGCCAGGCGGUGCUCGAGGUGCAGCGGCAGCGACCCAUUGCCACAGGCACGGACUGGUGGUGGCAGCAGCAAAUGGGACGAUGUCUCCUAGCGCUCCACUAUCCACGUCGCGCAGAGCCCUGCCUGCAGCAGUCCCUGGCAGCCUUUCCCCAUCCGGACACUUAUUUGCUGCUGUCGCGGCUCUAUCAGCGCCUCAAGCAGCCGGAACGCGCUUUGGUUUUGAUCGGGGAGGUGGUGGAUCUGCGUCCCUUCGAUGUCACCUAUCGCCUGGAGCAGGCGCGCAUCCAUCAAGCCAUGGAGCGGCAGGAGGACUCGCAGCAGUUGUAUCGCCUGGUGGCCCGCCUGCAGCCCAUCAAUGUGGAGGCGCUGGCCAGCAUUGCUGUGGGCUACUUCUACGACAACAAUCCGGAAUUGGCUCUCAUGUAUUAUCGUAGAAUACUCUCGCUGGGCGCACACUCGGCGGAGCUCUACUGUAACAUAGCGCUGUGCUGCCUCUAUGGCGGACAGAUUGAUCUGGUGCUGCCCUGCUUUCAGCGCGCCUUGGCCAUGGCCACACAGCCCGAGCAGAAGGCGGAUAUUUGGUAUAAUUUGAGCUUUGUGGCAGUGACCUCUGGUGACUUCAAUCUCGCACGUCGCUGCCUGCAGCUCUGCCUCACCUCGGAUGCGCGCAAUGGCGCGGCUCUGAACAAUCUCGCCGUGCUGGCUGCUCAGGGUGGAGACAUUAUGGGCGCCAAGUCUUACCUAAAUGCCGCCAAAGAUAUGAUGCCCGAUGCGGAGGAGGUGACUGGCAAUCUGCAAUUUAUGGAUAUGCAUUACAAAUUGUAGAGAAAAUCGCGGCACACGCGGCUCAAAUUUACGUUACCCAACACUGUUUCAAAAUAAAUUAAAUUUUCACCAAAUAAACGGUUCAUGGAGCAGCUUUUAUUCAA
Molecule: messenger RNA, 1962 nt
Organism: Drosophila subobscura
Lineage: Eukaryota; Metazoa; Arthropoda; Insecta; Diptera; Drosophilidae
Gene: BBS8
Product: tetratricopeptide repeat protein 8
Exons: 3
Coding region: 215-1858 (547 amino acids)
Biological process (GO): non-motile cilium assembly
Cellular component (GO): non-motile cilium; ciliary basal body; BBSome
Molecular function (GO): protein binding
Source: RefSeq, a predicted model, not a curated record